Molecule: messenger RNA, 4629 nt
Organism: Schistosoma bovis
Lineage: Eukaryota; Metazoa; Platyhelminthes; Trematoda; Strigeidida; Schistosomatidae
Source: the annotation of a GenBank genome assembly
UUUGAACCGCGUUUCUCAAUAAUGGCGUUACACUUGGCCAGCGGUUGCUCUACAUGCUCAUCUCACUGAACACAAGUUAUCUCAACUAUCGUUCUUCGAGAAUUGUCAUUCAUUAGUUGCCUGGUCUGUUGUUAUAAUCUUCUAUUUCAUCAUUUAAAUUAUGAAUCAAAAACAUUAUCUUGUUCCAUCAUUUCUGGCCUCAAAGGGAUUGGUUAAACUUCACAUCGACUCCUUCAAUCAUUUUAUUCAAACAGAAAUAAAAAAUAUUGUCCGAGCAAACAGUCGUGUCAGUGUUCCAGAAGCCAAUUGGUGGUUAGAGUAUAAUGACAUAUAUAUCAAACCUCCAACAGUAAAUGAUGGAGGGGUUGUUGCCAGCCGUGUUACUCCUCAUGACUGCAGACUCCGUGACCUAACAUAUGCUGGCGAAAUUCUUGUUGACGUUACGUUUGUUAGACAGAACGAAGUAGUAUCGAAAAAAGGUGUCCUUAUUGGUCGCAUGCCAAUCAUGCUAAAAAGCUCCAUAUGUGUACUAAAUGGUAAAAGUCCUUCGGAGCUUAUGCGACUUAAAGAAUGUCCAUUGGAUCCUGGCGGUUAUUUCAUUAUUGGUGGUACUGAAAAAGUAGUUCUCAUGCAGGAACAAACUUCCAAGAAUCGUCUGAUCAUUGAAGAAGAUAGUAAACGUGGAUUAGUGUGUUCUGUGACAUCGUCCUCUGCUCAAACGAAAUCUAAGACUAACAUCGUUACGAAAGAUGAUAAAUUUUACCUUUCUCAUAAUUCCUUCAUCGUGGAUGUCCCUAUUGCCAUAUUGUUUAAAGCAAUGAACAUUACUUCUGACCAGGAACUAUUGCAGCUUAUUGGGACAGAAGAAUCUGUUUGGGCUAACUUUGUUCCUAGCCUUAAAUUAUGUUUGGAAUAUAAUAUCCAUACCUGUUUAGAUGCUUGCAAUUGGUUACAUUCACGUUUAAGACAACCUCGAUAUCGCACUGCUUUCGGAGCUAGUAGGACGCUACGAACUGCUGCUAAUAUUUUAGAGACAGAUAUUAUCUUAGAAAUACAGAGAUUUUUACGAGAUAUAAUUAUUACACAUAUUGAAAUGGAAAAACUUAACUUUGCGCCGCGUGCAUUCUUCUUGGGUCAGAUGGUUCGUUAUUUAAUACUAGCCAACGAAAAACGUAUUCCUCCAGAUGAUCGGGAUUUUUAUGGGAACAAACGUAUCGAAUUGGCUGGUAGCUUGCUGGCCCUUUUAUUCGAAGACGUCUUCAAGACAUUUAACGAAGAUCUCUGGUUAACAGUGUCCAAGAUUGAUACAAAACGCCGAUGUACACCUUUUGAUAUAUCUCGACAUAUCAAGACGUGGAUGAUAACCGAACAGUUAAAUAGAGCAAUUUCUUCUGGAAAUUGGAUCAUAAAACGAUUCCGUAUGAUGCGACAUGGUGUUACACAAGUUGUUAGCCGUUUAUCUUACGUUGCUGCCUUAGGACAUAUGACUCGAAUGACGAGCCAAUUUGAAAAAACUCGUAAGGUCUCUGGUCCACGUUCUAUUCAUGCAAGCCAAUGGGGUCUUAUCUGCCCAUCUGACACACCUGAAGGGGAAGCUUGUGGACUUGUUAAAAAUGUUGCUCUCAUGUGUCAUGUUACGGUCGAAGUAGACGAUGCACAUUUGAUUGAGCUAAUUAGCAACUAUUAUACAUUUCCACUUUACCAGAUGAGAUAUGCUAAAAAUGAGUACGUAAUAUAUGUAAAUGGAAAACCGAUUGGAUUCACUCAACACCCUGGGAAACUAUGUGUUUUGAUUAGAGGUCUUCGGCGUUCGGGUAGAAUUCACGGUUUUGUUUCUGUUUAUAUCAAGCAAGCUUAUCAGUGCGUUCAUGUCGUUAGUGAUGGUGGCAGAUUCUGCAGGCCUUAUAUUAUUCUGUGCAAUGGAAGACCACUCGUAACGGAAUCUGUUCUUCAGGAUUUACGCCACAAUGUUCUAAAUUGGGAUGAUCUAUUGAAAAAAGGGUUAGUUGAAUAUUUGGAUGUUAAUGAACUCAACGAUUGUCUGGUUGCAAUGGACGAGUCCUGUUUAACCGACGGUAAUCACUAUACUCAUAUGGAAAUCGACCCCGCCACAAUUUUAGGUGUCGUUGCUGGUUUAAUUCCUUAUCCGGAUCACAAUCAAUCUCCCCGAAAUACUUAUCAAUGUGCUAUGGGUAAGCAAGCUAUCGGCACUGUUGCACUUAAUCAGCAAAUCCGUUUUGAUACGCUUCAAUGUCAAAUGGUCUACCCUCAAAAACCCCUUGUUCAGUCGAAAACUAUUCAAAUGAUGCAUUUUGAUGAGCUCCCUGCCGGUCAAAAUGCAAUUGUAGCAAUAAUGUCUUAUUCUGGGUAUGACGUUGAGGAUGCAUUGGUUAUUAACCAGGCUUCAAUUGAUCGAGGUUUUGCUCGUGCUUGUGUUUAUCGUCGGUCGGGUGUUCAUCUCAAAAUGCAUGAAAAUGCAGUUUACGAUCGCUUAAUGGGCCCUAGCAUAGAGCGAGAGACCGGCGUUCUUCGUCGUGGAGAUGAGGUGCUUCAGGCGGAUGGAGUUGCGUACAUUGGCGCUUGUGUUAACGACCGUCAAAUCCUUAUCAAUAAGGAAAUGCCUGUUGUUAGUUCAAGCGCUGUAUUGGAUAAUGCGGGAUCGCUUAGUUUAAAUGUGAAUACACCUGAGAACGCGACGGAAUUUAAGCGUUGUCCCGUAGACUACAAAGGGAUAGAACCGUCCUAUGUAGAAAAAGUUAUGUUUUCCACAUCAGAAGGAAACCAAGCAGUAGUAAAGAUAUUGUUGCGUCAAACUAGAAGACCCGAAGUUGGCGAUAAGUUUUCCAGUCGCCAUGGUCAAAAAGGAGUCGUUGGACUUAUUGUUCGUCAAGAAGAUUUGCCUUUCUCAACGAAUGGCCUUACUCCUGACAUCAUAAUGAAUCCUCAUGGAUUUCCCAGUAGGAUGACGGUGGGUAAAUUGUUAGAAGUCUUGGGUAGCAAAGCCGGGGCCAUCGAAGGAAAAAUUCGAGACGGUUCAGCGUUUUCUGGGGAUCCUGCUGAAGUCCUUUCACAAGAGAUUUUGUAUUCUGGAGUUACUGGAGCCCCGCUUGAAGCGUUUAUUUACUUUGGUCCUGUUUAUUACCAGCGACUUAAGCAUAUGGUUAUGGACAAAGUACAUGCUCGCUCACGCGGGCCCGUCACAGCAUUGACUCGACAGCCGACGGAGGGUCGUAGUAGAGAAGGAGGUUUACGAGUUGGAGAAAUGGAACGAGACUGUUUUAUUGCUUAUGGUACUUCACAAUUACUAUUAGAACGUCUUUUGCUUUCCAGCGAUGCCUAUGAUGCAUGUGUAUGUGAAAAAUGUGGUUUGUUAGCUACAUCACCUAACUGGUGUCAGUAUUGUCGAAGUAGCCGUCAAGUUGUUUCUGUCCGUAUGCCGUAUGCCUGCAAGCUGCUUUUCCAAGAACUGAUGUGCAUGAGGAUUCUGCCGCGCCUUCGUUUAAGGACUGCUUAUCAUAGCAGUAUACACACUAAAUCUAGAGUAGUUACGGAUGAUUCUCCAGAAGAUUUCGGAUUCAUUAAUUUGGCAGACUAUUUUUCGUUUUUUUUACAAAGAAAAACAAAAAGAGAAAUUUAGCGCACAAGAAAGUUAGAAUGAUAAUUUGGAGGGAAAUAAAACUACCACAAAACAAAAUAUAUAUGUUGGCCAAAUAAAUAUAUAUUUCGUUGAAAUCAUGAACCGAUCAAUGGUGGUCCACCAUGAUUUCAGCGGAACUCAACAAUCUCCACAAUUCUAUAUUGAAAAUUAACGUUUGAUCGUGAAAUUCACCAAUUCAAGCCCGAACUCUGAAUGAGAAAACGAUGCGUUCAACCUCUUAUACUUCCUUGUUCGUAACUCUCUUCUGCAGUAUGUUUUGGUCUUGUUUUGUUUUUAUUAUUGCUUUGUAAUUUCAAACUGUAAUCAGUCAUUAUCAUCCUUUAACAAACUUUUCAUGAUUAUUGUCCUAUUAUUAUUACGACCUUUAUGUUUUUCAUUCUUCAUCAUAUCUGUCAAAUGAACAAUUAUCGUUCAUAAUUCUGACCUGGAAAUUAUGUUCAUUCUCCUAUUUUCCUCUAACCCACUGAUUAUUAUGCAAUCUCACUUGAUACUUGAAAUCUCGAAUCACUUUACGAUGAGAUCUUUUCUAUCUUUUUAGUGACAUAUUCACCGAACAACUACAAAUGUACAGCUUAAGUAACUGAUUUCGUCGAAUUAUCCCUGGUUCCUCUUUAUUUUUAUUCAACAACAAAAUCAUUUAACUGAGAUGCAAACGUCAAUUAUAUACAUAAUUUUAUUUCAUACUGUAUAUAUUACCUUCUGUAGUAUUUUAUGCGACUGUAACUCAGGUAAAUCUGAAGUUUGAAUAAGAAACUUCUUAAUAGAUUGUAUUCCACGUUGUAAAUAACGUUCAAGAUACCUUGCUGUAUUUUCACGACUGACAAGAAUUAAUAUGGUAUUACUUAAUGUUUGAUCAGUUGUGUUGGUAUAGAUUUCUUUUAGUAGUUCAACAAGUGCUUUCCAUUUAGGACUAAUCUCAACAUUUAAUAAUUCUAUAAAAGUAUAAGUCGAAAAAAUAAAAAUUACAAAAC